This is a messenger RNA of Lasiodiplodia theobromae, 1713 nucleotides long. Its product is annotated as phosphoribosylaminoimidazole carboxylase. The transcript has a single exon. Gene Ontology annotation, biological process: 'de novo' IMP biosynthetic process. Lineage: Eukaryota; Fungi; Ascomycota; Dothideomycetes; Botryosphaeriales; Botryosphaeriaceae. The coding region runs from base 1 to 1713 and encodes 570 amino acids. The record is from RefSeq and is a predicted model, not a curated record. Gene Ontology annotation, molecular function: phosphoribosylaminoimidazole carboxylase activity; metal ion binding; ATP binding.
AUGACGAAGACGGUCGGUGUCCUGGGCGGCGGCCAGCUGGGCCGGAUGAUGGUCGAGCCGGCCAACAGGAUGAAGAUUCCAAUCAACAUUCUGGAUGCACCAGGCGCGCCGGCAAAGCAGAUCAGCGCGCACGACAGUCAUGUCGACGGCUCGUUCAAGGACCCAGAGUCGAUCAAGAAGCUGGCCAAGGCGUGCGACGUCGUCACCUUCGAAAUCGAGCACAUCAACACCUCUACGCUCGAGGAGAUUGAAGGCACCGUCGAAGUCGAACCUCACUGGAGUACCGUCAGGACCAUCCAAGACAAAUACGCCCAGAAGCUCCACCUCAGCUCGCACGGCGUCGAUGUCGCCGAGUCGAGAAGCAUCGACGACGCAACAGAGGAGAAGCUCCAGGCCGUCGGCGUCUCGUUUGGCUACCCUUUCAUGCUAAAGUCCAAGACCGAGGCGUACGAUGGCAAAGGCAACUUUCCCGUAAAGUCGGAAGCGGACGUUUCCGAGGCCUUGAAGCAGCUCGGAAACAGGCCCCUUUACGCAGAGAGGUGGGCCGAGUUCAAAAUGGAGCUUGCGGUCAUGGCCGUGAAGACCAAGGAUGGCACCAUCGCUUAUCCCACGACCGAGACCAUCCACGAGAACAGCAUCUGCAAGCUGACCUACACGCCCGCCCGUGGCGUCUCGAGAGAGAUCAGGCAAAAGGCAGAGGCUUUGGCCAGGAAAGCCGUAGCGACUUUCAAGGGCAAGGGCAUCUUCGGCGUCGAAAUGUUCCUCCUCCAGGAUGACACCUUGCUCGUGAACGAGAUCGCCCCUCGUCCUCACAACAGCGGCCACUACACCAUCGAAGGCUGCUCUAUUUCCCAGUUCGAAGCCCACCUGCGAGCCAUCACCGAGGAGCCCCUGUCGCAGGACGAUAUCCACCUCAUGCAGCCGGCUGCGAUCAUGCUCAACGUGCUUGGAGGCAAGACGCCCGACUCUCACAUCAAAAUCUACGACCUGGCCAAGAAGUCGCCUCGCAUCCGCAUUCACGACUACGGCAAGGCAGAGGCCCGUCCGGGCCGCAAGAUGGGCCACUUGACCGUGACUGCCCGCACCAUGGAGGAGGCCGAGGCUCUCAUCCAGCCGUUGAUCGAUGCUGUGGACAAGCAGUCUGGCAAGCUUCCCGAGGACGCCGCAGCGACCCCAGCGCCUGCGCGCAAGCCCCUGGUUGCCGUCAUCAUGGGCUCCGACUCUGACAUGCCGGUGCUGAAGGCCGGUUUCGACAUCCUCGCCAAGUUCGACAUUCCCUUCGAGACCCGCAUCACGUCAGCUCACCGAACGCCCGAGUGGAUGGUCGAGUUUGUCAAGAGCGCAGAGGGGCGGGGCUUCAAGACCAUCAUCGCAGCAGCGGGCGGCGCAGCUCAUCUGCCCGGCAUGGCCGCUGCUCUCACCGUGCUCCCUGUAAUCGGCAUCCCCGUCAAGGCCAGCGUGCUCGAUGGCGUCGACAGCCUGUACAGCAUCGUCCAAAUGCCGCGCGGCGAGCCCGUCGCCACUGUCGGCAUCAACAACUCCACCAAUGCGGCGCUGUUGGCGGCGAGGAUCCUGAGCGUUGAGGACCCGAGCAUUGGCGAGAAGCUACACAACUACUUUGAAGCCAGCAAGAAGGAGGUCAUGGAGAAAGACGCCAAGUUACUUGAGCUUGGCCCGCAGGCGUACCUGGCGCAGAUGCCGGCCAAGAAGUAA